Messenger RNA from Ramularia collo-cygni, 537 nucleotides. RefSeq lists its product as uncharacterized. The record is from RefSeq and is a predicted model, not a curated record. Bases 1 to 537 code for a protein of 178 amino acids. The transcript has 3 exons. Lineage: Eukaryota; Fungi; Ascomycota; Dothideomycetes; Mycosphaerellales; Mycosphaerellaceae.
AUGUCCUCAGCUUUGACAGCCUUCCUGCACAAGCAUCAUAAAUAUUACUUCGUCGUACUCGCUGCUGUAACCUGCGGAUCAGCCGCCUACAUUUUCUGCUUCCACAAAGUCAUCUUCACCCUGUACGCCCUCAUCGCAUUUGGCGACCACUUUCUCACCAAACAUACAAUUCUCCAAACCUGUAUGGUCGGCUACUCUUACACUGCACUGCUUGUCGCGAGCUACACUGUAAUUGAAAAAAUCCGAACUGGAGAACGUCCAACUUGGCCCAUAGAUCUCGCAGAAGAUGCUGCGCCUUUUACAACUGCCUUCCUGCUAUUUGAUUUUUCGCUGGAGAUUUGUGAGCGUCUUGGAGGAUGGGGGAGUCUAUUCGAUGAUUUGAAACCGUUGGUCAAGGGGGGGGGUUGCUGGAGUGUGUCUGCAGGUUGUAGGAGCUACGAUGCCUUGGGUGACAGGUCUGCAGGUCACGGGGUGGUUUAUCAUGUGUGGCGUUCUUUUGGACGAAGGGUAUCAAGAAGGUUGCAAGAAUGGUACUGA